Messenger RNA from Nicotiana attenuata, 639 nucleotides. RefSeq lists its product as uncharacterized. The transcript has 3 exons. The record is from RefSeq and is a predicted model, not a curated record. Bases 211 to 639 code for a protein of 142 amino acids. NCBI's taxonomy places the organism in Eukaryota, Viridiplantae, Streptophyta, Magnoliopsida, Solanales, Solanaceae.
UUCUCAAAGCUAAAAACUCAAUUCAAAACUUGUUAGAGGCAUCCACUCCUAAAAUAAAAAUAACGAUCAAAGGAAAGAGGCCAGCAUCAAUUGUCCCAAAAUCUAGUAGAUCUCACGUAAUAAUUCAACGCAAUUUGAGCAAUCAACCUUUUUCGAUUCACGCAUACCACAAAGAGCAGUUAUCUUGCGGUAAUAAAAUUAUGAAAGAAAAUGUCUUCCUAUCAAAGAAACAAACGGCCAUAUGCAGAACAUACAAACUCUGACAAGAAUGUCAGAAGACGUGAUAUUUAUGGGCAAAUAUCGCCUGAUAAAAAAGAGGCAAUGUUACUACAACGCCGCACCAAAGAACUUGAGCGGCAAAAAUGGAAUAGUUCCAUAAAAUCGGCAGUUGAUCCACAUGAAAGAGUAAUGUAUCAACGUCACCCUAUGAUUCGAAAACAUACUGCUCUUAUCAUAAGAGAGGCUUCUUCUGUUGACGACGAAGUUGGAAGCAACUAUGAUGUUAAUACUUCCUCAAGUUCUUUUGAUAAAGGAAAAAAUGCCGCUCAUGUGUUUUCUGUAUUUGAAAGAGGUAAAGCUAGAACGUCUAUGAACAUCUUUGUUAGUACGCCACGGCUUAGGUGUACAUCUAAAUUGUGA